This is a messenger RNA of Medicago truncatula (barrel medic), 1808 nucleotides long. RefSeq lists its product as uncharacterized. The transcript is spliced from 4 exons. Bases 104 to 604 code for a protein of 166 amino acids. The record is from RefSeq and is a predicted model, not a curated record. NCBI's taxonomy places the organism in Eukaryota, Viridiplantae, Streptophyta, Magnoliopsida, Fabales, Fabaceae.
UAAGUCACACAUUAUAUUAUAUAUAUGUCAAGUCUUCAUAGGUUAGGUUAGUAACCCUUGUGUGACUGCGAGCAAUAUUUAUCUACCGAAAUAAAGCUCUCCAAUGGUGGUAAAAGGAAUGGAAGAUGAAGUAAUUCCUCUCUUGGAAGAAUAUAAGCCAGUUACUAAUACAAGUGAUUGUGAAAAAGGCAUGAAAGAUGGGUUUGUGGAGAUGAAAGAAUCUGAUGCAGUGCACACAACUUCCAUCGUCGCCAAGAGUAGGCUCAAAGAUCUGUUAAUAUGCCGUAGGAACAAAACUUCCAUUGUCGCCGUGGUCUCGACAAUACUAUGCUUGCUAUUGGCUAUCUUCCCUGUACUAAAGAUAUCAUCAGAUGGUCGUAACUUUAUGGCGAAAUAUGAGAAUAUCAUCAUGGUCAUACUCGUCCCUCUUGUUUUCUUUAUUCAAUUAAGGCUGGCGGAUAUUAGUUCAAUGAGCCCUGUUGACAACAGAAUCUUUGGGAUCUUAUUCAUAAUUUUGCUAUCAAAUGCAAUUUCAGUCGUAGAAGUUGGUUUUUUCUCAUGGACCGCUGCUAGCAUCAUUUUGAUCGUUUCGGCCAUGGAGUGAUGACUCGAUAAUUUGGUAUAUUUUGAUGGGUCAUGUGCAUAGAUGGUGUAGAAAUCUAUCAAACAACUUAAAUCGACUUGUUGAAGCGAAUUGAAAAUCGAGAUAUGAGCAAUUUGAAAGGUGGUUUAGUUGGAGAAGGGAGUUUUUCGUCUGGGAGGAUGCACUUCUUGAGGAUCUGAUGGAGGAUUUGAAUGGUUUUGGUUUUGUGGAAGAGGAGGAUCAUUGGAAGUGGAGGUUGGAGGAGGACGGAGCUUUCUCGGUCAAAUCAAUGUAUUCAAAAUUGGAAACAAGGAUGGUGACAGUAGCGAAUUCUCAAGGUGUUGAGAGGAGGGUGUUUUUGCAAAUUUGGAUGAGUAAGGUCCCUUCUAAGGUGGUGGUUUUUUCUUGGAAACUUCUCCACGAUAGAAUUCCUACAAAGACCAACCUUGCAAUUAGAAAUGCUCUUCCUGCAGAUAGCUCUCAGGUUUGUGUUUUGUGUAAUAGCACGGCUGAAGACUCUAAACAUCUGUUUUUGCAUUGCGAAGGGACAUCUGUUAUCUGGCGCAAGCUUAUGGACUGGCUGGACUUUAAUUUUUUAAUCCCCCCAAAUCUGUUUAUUAUGUGGGAAUGUUGGAUUGGAGCUGUUGUCAAUAAAAAGAUUCGGAAGGGUGUGAGGCUUAUUUGGCAUGCCACCAUUUGGAACAUUUGGAAAGCAAGGAAUGACAUUGUGUUCAAUAAUGCGACUUUAGACCUUGAAGCUCUCUUGGAAUCAAUUAAGGUAUUGUCGUGGAGGUGGUGUUUGGGUAGAUUGAGCUUGCCAGCUUGUUUGUUUUACGAAUGGAAUUGGAAUCCGAAGAAUUGUCUGUUGCGUUGAGGCUGUGUCAAGGGGUUGGCGGGGGAGUUUUGUGUGGUUUUGUUGCAGUCUGCGUGCUACUGUGUUGUUUUUUGUGUUCUGUUGGCAGGUUGCAGCGCGCUUCUGUUAUGCUGCAACUGUCUGCGUUUUUUAGGUUGCUUGGUUUAGGCUCUUCAGCUAUCUGUUUUGCUGUUAGGGGCUGUCUGAGUUUUGUUCCUGCCUUUUGUUUGGCUUCGGAACUUAGGAGGUUUUUUAUCGAGUUUAGGGGGUGGCAGUCUGUCGCCUUUUGUAAUUGUGCCUAUUUGUACUCUUUUUCCUCCGUGCGGGUGAAGUGCUCCUUGCGCUAACUAGCCUAAUAAAUUUGCUGAUUCA